GUGCCCGGAAGGACCUCUGUUUCUCCGGAGCCUCCCCUGUCAGUGCGCCGCACACAACACCAGCCGGAGAAGAUGCCGCUGUACGAGGGGCUGGGCAGUGGGGGAGAGAAGACUGCGGUGGUCAUGGACCUGGGAGAGGCAUUUACUAAAUGUGGAUUUGCUGGCGAAACAGGACCAAGAUGCAUUAUUCGGAGCGAAAUCCGAAAACCUGGCCUUGCAAAGCCUAUCAAAGUCGUCCAGUACAAUAUUAACACAGAAGAACUCUAUUCGUAUCUCAUAGAGUUCAUUCACAUGCUAUAUUUCAGGCACCUUCUGGUGAAUCCUCGGGACCGCCGGGUUGUGAUUAUAGAAUCUGUACUCUCGCCCUCUCAUUUUAGGGAAACUCUCACCCGGGUUCUCUUCAAAUAUUUUGAGGUUCCCUCUGUUCUGUUUGCUCCGGGUCACCUGAUGUCUCUUCUGACACUUGGCAUCAACUCUGCCAUAGUGCUGGAUUGUGGAUAUGCAGAAAGCCUAGUCCUGCCUGUAUAUGAAGGUAUUCCAAUUCUCAGCUGCUGGGGAGCGCUUCCUCUGGGUGGAAAAGCCAUUCACAAGGAGCUGGAAUCGCAGUUGUUGGAGCAAUGCACAGCAGACACAGGGACAGCCAAGGACCAGAGCCUCCCUUCUGUAUUGAGCAAUGUACCAGAAGAAAUAGUGGAGGAGAUUAAAGUGCGUGUUUGCUUUGUAAGUGACCUGCAGAGAGGCCUCAAACUCCAGGCUGCCAAGUUUAACAUUGACGGCAGCUCAGAGCGCCCUGCUCCACCCCCUGAUGUUGAUUACCCACUAGAUGGACAAAAGAUUUUGCACGUCAAGGGAGCAAUCAGGGACUCUGUUGUGGAGCUGCUUUUCGAGCAGGAUAAUGAAGAGAAGUCUGUUGCCACAUUGAUCCUAGAUUCACUCGUUCAGUGUCCAAUAGACACCAGGAAACAACUGGCAGAAAACAUUGUUGUUAUCGGUGGCACGGCCAUGCUGCCAGGAUUUCUUCACCGGUUAAUGGCAGAGAUUCGUUACUUGGUGGAAAAACCUAAAUAUAAGGAGUCUCUGGCAUCUAAGUCCUUCAAGAUUCACACUCCUCCUGCAAAACCAAACUGCGUGUCCUGGCUUGGAGGAGCAAUAUUUGGUGCUUUACAAGAUAUCCUCGGCAGUCGUUCUGUAUCUAAAGAAUAUUAUAACCAGACUGGCCGUAUACCCGAUUGGUGCUGUUUAAACAACCCUCCUCUUGAAAUUAUGUUCGAUGUUGGAAAGUCUGCGCCCCCCUUGAUGAAAAGAGCUUUUUCCACUGAGAAGUGAUGUUGCCACCCUGGAAAUUUCAUUGUAUUGGAAGCUUGCCCUGGUCAAAGACUAUAUAUGCGAGGAAGAAACACUAUUUAUUGUACCCUUCACUGCUAGGGAGACUGUGGAGUGUGGAGUAUUUUGCCUAGUUACACAGCGGAUACUGCAUUUUGUUGUGUUACAGUAAAGAGCUACCUAACAGCAAACAAGUAUUCAGGAUACUAUUAGAGUUUUUUCUUUGGUCAGUGUAGAGGUAAUUUACCACUCUGGUGAUGAGA
Molecule: messenger RNA, 1586 nt
Organism: Nanorana parkeri
Lineage: Eukaryota; Metazoa; Chordata; Amphibia; Anura; Dicroglossidae
Gene: ACTR10
Product: actin-related protein 10 homolog
Exons: 13
Coding region: 73-1326 (417 amino acids)
Biological process (GO): retrograde axonal transport of mitochondrion
Source: RefSeq, a predicted model, not a curated record